AUGAAGAAAUAAAAUAGAGAAAUCCUAUCUUUCUUCCUCAAAGCCACACAUUUCUGCCGCUUCUUCUUCUUCAUCUUCUUCUCGUUCUUCCGAUCUUGAGCAGUUUACGGAUCAGAUCGGUCGGAAUCUCGCGUCCUCGGUGGGUCGUGGACCGGAGUGCCGCCGGUUCGUGGGGUGAACGGGGCGGAAAGGGAUCGGUUUGCGUAGGAAUUUUGGAUUCUUGGUUUUUGUGGGUCUUCUCUGAAAGAUUGUCGCGGAAUUGGGAUUACUUUUCGGGGUUUAGCGGUUUUCAGGUAGGAACUUCGGCUCGAGUGCUAAAGAUCGACUGAUCUAGGAUCGCGUGAAUUUUGAAGGUCAGUACGAAUCUUUGGUGGGAUUUGAUGUUCAGAACAAAUAAUGAAGUUGGACAUUAAAGCGAGGUUUCCAAGUCCAUAAAUUACGGAGUUGUUCGUGUUCUUCGCUUCAGAUCUGUGGUUUACAAGAGGAAUUCGCACCGAAGGCGUUUUCAAGAGGGCAAGAUGGCCACCUUUAUUGUUCCUUACGGCCGUUAAAGAUUGUAUUCUAUCUGUUUCUCAGGAGUUGAAGAGUGAGGGCUGCGAGGGAUUGUCUCCUUUUCCACUGGAGUAAAAGCGUCAAAGCCGGGAUCAGAAAUAGCCUUCAUAUUCUAUAUUAGGUGUUGCACCGACCUGGAAUUAGUCUAGAGUUAGGUCCGGAAGAAGAAGAGAUCCGAUCCACCUCCGUUUGUCAUAUACCUUGUGGUCAUGGGGUAACGAAACCUGAAGCAGAGUAUCUGUUUUGUUGUGAUUUUGUCCCAAUUUCAAUCCUUUGCUUGCUUAGCUGUUGGAGUGAAGCUUCAGCUGUUCCCAUAUGUCGGUGGCAAAUGUGAAUAUCUCAUCAGGGACUUCUGGUGAUGUCUUGUACAAGGAACUAUGGCAUGCUUGUGCUGGACCCUUGGUUACCUUACCUCGUGAAAAUGAACGUGUGUAUUACUUUCCCCAAGGUCACAUGGAACAGCUGGAGGCAUCAACAAAUCAGGGACUUGACCAGCAUGUGCCUGUGUUCAAUCUACCAUCAAAGAUCCUGUGCAGGGUGGUAAAUGUUGAACUUCGAGCAGAACCAGAUACAGACGAAGUUUAUGCACACAUUAUACUGUUACCUGAACCAAAUCGAGGUGAGGUCACUAGUCCGGAUCCUCCUUUUUCUGAGCCUGAAAGGUGCAAAGUCUACUCCUUCUGUAAGACUUUAACUGCCUCGGACACAAGCACUCAUGGAGGUUUUUCAGUUCUGAGGAGACAUGCAGAUGAAUGUCUUCCUCCAUUGGACAUGACACAGGAUCCACCUUGCCAAGAACUAGUUGCCAAAGAUCUUCAUCGCAACGAGUGGCGGUUCCGCCACAUUUUUCGAGGUCAACCUAGGCGUCACCUGCUUACAACAGGUUGGAGUGUAUUUGUCAGCUCAAAGCGAUUGGUAGCUGGUGAUGCUUUUAUAUUUUUAAGAGGGGAAAAUGGUGAGCUGCGAGUUGGUGUCAGGAGGCUCAUGAGGCAACUCAAUAACAUGCCAUCAUCUGUCAUUUCCAGUCAUAGUAUGCAUCUUGGAGUUCUUGCUACAGCAUCCCAUGCUAUCACUACUGGGACUCUUUUUUCUGUUUUUUACAAACCAAGAGCAAGUCGAUCUGAGUUCAUCAUAAGUCUCAACAAGUAUAUUGAAGCCAAGAGUCACAAAUUUUCUGUAGGGAUGAGGUUUAAGAUGAGAUUUGAGGGUGAUGAUACUCCUGAAAGGAGAUUUAGCGGUACUAUUGUUGGUGCCAUAGACAAGGUAUCAUCUCAAUGGGCAGAUUCAGAGUGGAGAUCCUUGAAGGUCCAAUGGGAUGAACCAUCAUCUACGCUGCGUCCAGACAGUGUUUCACCGUGGGAGUUGGAGCCACUGAUCGCAGCUGCUCCUCCGUCCGCCCAACCAGUCCAGCGAAUCAAGCGUGCACGAUUACCUGCUUCACCUGUUGGAACACCAGGACCUUCUCCUACGCCUGGUUCUUGGAAAUCCCAAGUUGAGACUACCCAAAUGUUCUCUUUUUCCGGGCCACAAAGAGGUGAAGAGCCAUAUUCAUCAUAUAAACCAGCAUGUAUAUUCUCAUCAGCAUCACAGUCUGGUUCCAUUGGAUUCAAUGCAAGCAAUGCUCCAUCUACUGCUAUCAACAGCCAUGCUCCAUCUACUGCUAUCAACAGCCGCCUAUGCUGGCCAAUCAUGACUGAAACUCAAAGUGACACCUUCUCGGCAAGCAUCAAUAGAGAACCGUGUGAUAGAAAACAGGAAACUAGCAAAGGCUGCAGGCUAUUUGGGAUUCAGCUGAUUGAGAGUUCUGGAAUGGGAGAAAUGUCACCAGUCCCGACAAUUUCGGGGGUUGGGGUGGACCAACCUGCAAUAUCUUUGGAAGUGGAUUCAGACCUACAGUCACGGCCAUCAAACAUUGAGAGGUCUGAUGCACCUGCAGACAACAGUGAGCCGGAGAAGUUAUGCUUAAGGUCAUCUUGGGAGACACAAAGCAGGCAACCGAGGAGCUGCACCAAGGUUCACAUGCAAGGUAUGGCAGUUGGAAGGGCAGUGGACUUGACAAGAUUAUGUGGAUAUGAUGAUCUUCUUUACAAGCUGGAAAACAUGUUUAGUAUUGAAGGAGAGCUCUCUGGUGCAGUCAAAAAGUGGGUGGUUGUCUACACAGACAAUGAGGAUGACAUGAUGUUGGUUGGUGAUGACCCUUGGCUUGAGUUCUGCAGCAUGGUGAGGAAGAUAUAUAUUUACACAAGCGAAGAAGCCAAGAGACUUUCUCCUAAGAGGAAGCUGCCACCAGUCAUUGGUGAGGUUGUCAAGUCUGGUUCAAAGAAAGCCUUAUUUGAUGCUGAUGCCGACACGAAUGCAGCCGCCGGGCUGAAAGGUCUUGGAGGCCAGGAUGAUGUUUCUGGUUAGGAAUCACUGACGUACCUUCUCCCCAUGUAGGAAUGCAAUUGUCCAUGCUGUUUUUGGUAGCGGUUUGGCCAUUAGUAUGUGGCACCAAUAUGGGCUCUUUGAUUGCCAAGGUUGCUGUUGCACCAGUUGCCAUGUUGUGUCUGGUGUUCGUGAUGCGGAUAAAUAUACAUCCUUAUGGUUAUGGUCUUUCUUUCAAGCCUGAAAUGGGCUACUGCCUGAUGCCGAGGAAGAAGAACAAUGCAAUUAGGGUAGGGGGUAACAAGCAUAACACCUUAUAUGUUUCUUCCCUCGUUGAUAAAUGGAUUAACCGUCUAUGUUUAUACAGUCGAUAUGUUGCUGCUUUUGUUCUAUGUGGUGAAAUUUGCUUGUAAAACUAGUUUGCAUGUGGUGACUCCCCUUUGUUGA
This is a messenger RNA of Musa acuminata subsp. malaccensis (wild Malaysian banana), 3363 nucleotides long. The record is from RefSeq and is a predicted model, not a curated record. Lineage: Eukaryota; Viridiplantae; Streptophyta; Magnoliopsida; Zingiberales; Musaceae.